UCGCCUUAGUUAUGGAUGGACUACCUUAAUAGAGUUUAUCUUGUGUACGUUUUUCAAAAGUUCAAACUUGUAUAACGUUACUGGUCUUAGGUUUACUUUAAUGUUAUUUACUUCCGGUUUUGACUUUGGGAUAUAUGAGCUAUGUCCAGCAAAUUACGUGACCUGUAUCCAGAGCUAGAGCCUUUUGACAAAGAGUACCUGAAAGUCUCAGAUAUACACAGCAUUUAUGUAGAGCAAAGUGGAAACAAAACUGGAAAACCAGUGAUUUUUGUACAUGGGGGACCGGGAGGAGGAACAAGUCCCAGAGACAGAAGAUUUUUUGACCCUGAUGUGUACAGAAUUAUUUUGUUUGAUCAAAGAGGAAGUGGAAAAAGCACACCUGCAGCAGAGCUUAAGGAAAACACAACAUGGGACUUAGUGUCAGACAUGGAGAGGAUCAGAAAGCACUACAAUAUUGACAAGUGGGUUGUGUUUGGGGGCAGUUGGGGGUCGACCCUCUCCCUCACAUAUGCUGAGACUCACCCAGACAGAGUAAAGGCCCUUGUAUUAAGAGGGAUCUUCACUCUCAGAAGACGGGAACUAGUUUGGUUUUACCAAGAUGGUGCAAGUUUUGUAUACCCAGAUAAAUGGGAGGAGUACCUUAAACCUAUUUCUGAGGUAGAGAGAGGGGACAUAAUGAGUGCUUACUACAGGAGGCUUACCAGUGAGGAUGAGAAAACGCGGGUCAGUGCUGCCAGAGCCUGGAGCUCCUGGGAGAUGGCGACCUCUAGAAUUUUUAUUGAUGAUGAGAUGUUGAAAAAAGCUGAAGAAGAUAAAUGGGUUUUACAGUUUGCUAGGGUUGAAUGCCAUUAUUUUGUUAAUGGGGGAUUCUUUAAAAAAGAUGGCCAGCUAUUGGAUGACGUGGAUAAAAUCCGACACAUUCCCUGCACUAUUGUUCAGGGUCGAUAUGAUAUGGUGUGUCCUGCAGAAACAGCCUGGUUGCUUCACAAAAAAUGGCCAGAGGCUGAGUUUCAUAUUGUUCCAGAUGCUGGACAUUCUGCUAAAGAACCAGGAAUAUUUUCUCGUUUGUUGGAUGCCACAGAUAAAUAUAAAACUCUAUGAAAAAAGACAAAUUAUUAUAGUACGCAGAAAAGAAAAAUUGUAAACGUCUGUGUAGAUGAACAAUUAUUUGCAUUAUUUGAUAUGAAUUUAAUUAAAAUACUUUUUUCAUGGAUAAAUUUCCAAUGACAUAGAAGUUUGUUGAGAUUUUUGAUGAUGUUAUGUUUAUUUCUUUUAGCAGAUCUGUUAAAUAAUACAUAUAAAUGCAUGCAUGGUAUGAUAGAAAUUUAAAGAAAAAAUUAUUUUGACGAAAAUAAAUAUAGAUUGCACAUGAAUGAUUUGUGGAAGUAAAGUGAAAGCAAAGUACAUGUACAAUCAUAUGUAUUAUAGAGAUUUCCCGUAAUUAGUCUUACAUGUAUAUCAUAUACCUAGUAGUGUAUCAGCCCCAAUACACACGUUUUGAACUAUAUAAAUAUCUAGGUGAGACAGCUGUUUAGAGAUAGGAUUGUAUUCCUUGGGGCUGAGAUCACUCCUCUCGCCCUGUAUCGAAGGAGAUGUAUCGCCCUCAAAUUGAAGUAGUUUGAAUAAAAAUCAUGAUUGCAUAAGGCCUAAAAUUUUAAUUAAGAUAUAUGUAAUUAAUUUUGUGUUUAAUUCUACAUGAAAUAAAACUUUCUGAUUAGUUUAA
This is a messenger RNA of Magallana angulata, 1723 nucleotides long. RefSeq names its product probable proline iminopeptidase. NCBI's taxonomy places the organism in Eukaryota, Metazoa, Mollusca, Bivalvia, Ostreida, Ostreidae. Gene Ontology annotation, biological process: proteolysis. The record is from RefSeq and is a predicted model, not a curated record. Bases 142 to 1101 code for a protein of 319 amino acids. Gene Ontology annotation, cellular component: cytoplasm. Gene Ontology annotation, molecular function: aminopeptidase activity. The transcript is spliced from 8 exons.